CGUGGGGAGUGACAGGGUCAGGAUGGGCCUCAGGGAGACGGGGGCUGGGACGCUUGGGACCCUGAGCCCCUCCCCAUGGUGCCCGGAACCCAGUGAGGGGGCCCCACCCCCGACUUCCUGCGGCACCGGCCACAUCCUGCCCUGGGGUGCCCUGCGCAGGCCACUUCCCCCUCUGGCUGGGGCGGCAACCCCAGAACCUGCUGGACAGGGGCGAGGACAGACGGAGAAGGAUGGAUAGAUUCUGGACGACCCCCGGCCAAUUCUCCCUUCUGGCAGCUCUGGUCCCGCGGCCGGUUCAGGCCCAACCCUUGGCCCAGCGGAAGCCGUGGCUGGUAGGGCUGGGGGCUGCGCUGGCCUUCCUGUUCCUCAUCUUUGUCCUCACCUUGGUCUAUGCCAUCUGGUGCAGCGAACCCUGGGACAGCAAUAAAGAGAAGGAAGAGGAGACUGUGAGAAAUGAGGAGAAGGAUGGAGAGGGCGACUGGGGGUUGGAACUGGAGGAGAGAGGGGCCUCCGAACCAUGAAGCAAUGGCAAGCUCCUCCUCGUGAAGGUUUCCCACUCAUCUCCUCCAGGCAGCCACCCAAAGAUGCCCCAGGGGUAUGCCCCUCCAUACCCUAUCAGCAAGGACCCGGCCCUGGGGCCAGUGAGAUGACUCCAUCUGGGAUUCAGGGUAAAGUGCCCUUGAGUGCAGAGGACUCAGGACCUGCCCCAAGUCCCUCUUGGAGGGCUCUCUGCGUGUUACCUGGUCGCCCUGUACCCCUUCCCAAGCUUGGUCUCCACCUGAUAAUUCUUCUUGAGCCUGGAGGACACCCCUGGCGCAAGGAGCAACCCACCUCCCCGAGACCCCCUACUAUCUCAUAUCUCUACCCAGUCUGCAUCGCUGGCAGCUUUUGGCCCUUUUGAUUUCUUCUCCUACCUCCGAUUUCUAUUGCCCUUUGGAUUUCAUCGGAGAAGCCAGGUCCUCCUCUUGCCCACGUGCAAGCUCUUCCAAGAGUUUUCCAGGCCUGCUUCAAUGAAUCCAUAGGAAUCACUUGUCUCCCAGCCCCUCUCCUGGUCUCGGUUUGCUGCUCCUGAACGUGAACUUUGAGCUGGCUCAGAGCAAGGCCGUUUCCUGGGAGAUGAGGGCUCCUCCUACCUUGUGCUGAGUUUCAGGGCACUGUCCUGGAGGCUGGGACUCCCAGGGCCUGGGGUGAGGGUGCAGGA
Molecule: messenger RNA, 1201 nt
Organism: Eubalaena glacialis (North Atlantic right whale)
Lineage: Eukaryota; Metazoa; Chordata; Mammalia; Artiodactyla; Balaenidae
Product: small integral membrane protein 24-like
Exons: 3
Coding region: 231-521 (96 amino acids)
Source: RefSeq, a predicted model, not a curated record